Molecule: messenger RNA, 870 nt
Organism: Parnassius apollo (apollo)
Lineage: Eukaryota; Metazoa; Arthropoda; Insecta; Lepidoptera; Papilionidae
Source: the annotation of a GenBank genome assembly
AUGCAUACUGUUGAUCUUGAAGCAGAACCUAAUAUUGAGCUUCUAAAUGAAAUUAAUAGAAAUCCUGCCAACAAUUUAUACUUACUUUUUACUAGGCGAAAUCCAACAUCAUCUCAAACGCUAGUUAUCGAUAAUGCUUACUCAGUAACAUCCUCCAAUUUCAAUCCUAAUGUACCUACUGUUGUUAUUGCACAUGGUUGGCUCAGCAAGCAGAGUACUAGCGUCAAUUCAGUUAUUCGAGAUGCUUACCUUGGAAAAAGUGAUUGUAACGUCAUUGUACUGGAUUGGAGGCGUUUAGCGCUUUCAGAUUAUGUUACCGCUGUAAGAGGAGUGCCCGCUGUUGGUCGUGGCCUUGGGCAGUUUAUGGCUUUUCUUAACCGCGUAACCGGAGCACCUUAUAGUUCGAUGCACUUGGUUGGUUUUAGUUUGGGUGCUCAUCUUGUUGGUAACGCAGGCAGGGAGCUUGGUGGGAGAAUAGCCCGAAUUACCGGCUUGGAUCCUGCUGGCCCUCUAUGGAGUUCAAACUCCGAUAGCCUAAGCAGUAAUGACGGUGUUUACGUUGAAGCUAUUCACACUAACGGAGGAACCGUUGGAUUAGGGAUCGGCUCAGCGGUUGCAAAUGCAGACUUUUACCCCAAUGGUGGAAAAUCCCAACCCGGAUGUGUGACAAAUACAUGCGAUCACAAUCGCGCUUGGAAGCUUUUCGCUGCAACCGUUACAUAUAACCAUCUCGUUGGACGUGAGUGUACGACCGGACAAAUUUCAUCAAGCAAUUGCAAUGGAAAUAGUCUGCAUAUGGGCAAUGACAUUUUAACUAAAACUGGAUCUGGAUCAUAUUACCUGGACACUGACAGAAAAUAUCCGUUCUAG